Molecule: messenger RNA, 1011 nt
Organism: Penaeus indicus
Lineage: Eukaryota; Metazoa; Arthropoda; Malacostraca; Decapoda; Penaeidae
Exons: 3
Coding region: 1-1011 (336 amino acids)
Source: RefSeq, a predicted model, not a curated record
AUGACCAACAUUGAUUUUGAAUCUACUAUUGACGACCUAAGCGGUUCCAUCGGCACCCUAGCGAACAAAAAAGCUACAGGUCAAGACUGCAUUCCUGCAGAGAUUCUGAAAUGUGGAAAACCAGUUCUCCCGGAGAAAUUACAUCUUACAUUCCCUCCAGCAUACAGUGUAUGCUGGAGGGAAGGCACCAUUCCUAAAGACAUGAAAAAUGCUAAAAUAGUCACCCUAUGUAAGAACAAAGGUGACCGGAGUGACUGCAACAAUUAUCGGGGCAUCUCACUUCUCAGCAUUGCAGGCAAAGUUUUUGCCAAAGUGUGUCUAAAGAGAAUACAGUCCCUAGCAGGACGUGUUUACCCCGAAUCCAGUGUGGUUUUAGGUCAGAGAGUGUCGACUAUUGACAUGGUGUUCCCCCUGAGACAACUCCAGGAGAAGUGCAGGGAACAACAGAAGCCCCUCUUCUUUGCUUUCAUAGGAUUGUCCAAAGCCUUUGAUCUUGUUAGCAGGGCUGGCCUCUUUAAGCUCCUUAAAAAGAUUGCCGCCAAAUGCAAAAUCACGAUCAAGAAAGUCUUCAUCGGAGAAUUGCUGUUUGCUGAUGAUGAUGCACUGGCUGCCCACAGUGAGUCAGAGCUGCAAAGACUCAUCAAUAAAUUUUCAGAUGCUUGCAAGCCGUUUAGACUCACAAUUACCUUUAAGAAAACCCAGGUAUUGGGACAAAGAUGCGAUACACCCCCAAGGAUCACCGUUGAUGACCAUGAAACAGUAUAUCGGUUCACCUAUUUAGGUUCCACAGUGAGUGACAAUCUCUCUCUGGAUACUGAAAUUGACAUCAAAAUAGCGUACACUCCAUGCUUCUCCAACGCCGUCUUCAUUGGCUGGGACAUGUCAGAAGUAUGGAUGACGAAAGGAUCCGAAAAGCUUUCUCUGCGGAGAGCUUGCAAUAGGGAAGAGACAAAUAGGAAGACCAAGACUCAGAUUCAAGGACGUGUGCAAAAGAGACCUGGAUCUUUGUAG